AUGAACCUCAUAUCAGGAUUCAAUUGGUACUGCAGCAACGAAAAAAACGGAAACAAUUGGAUGAAACUUAAAUUUGACUACAAGAUGUGUUAUCAUGUCGAUAACGCCUGGGCGUACAGAGAUUACGUGAUUAAUGAUACGGUCGGAUAUAUCUACGAUUAUCGUUAUGACCUCCACUCUGAAAUAAGUGGCGUUAAUACUUACACUAAAGCAAAGAAAUUCAUUGGACUGAUCCGGGAACAGAGAAGACCAGAGCCUGCUUAUUUGACAUGCGAGGUGAGACAAGUAGAAAAACUUACCAUGUAA
Molecule: messenger RNA, 306 nt
Organism: Cylicocyclus nassatus
Lineage: Eukaryota; Metazoa; Nematoda; Chromadorea; Rhabditida; Strongylidae
Source: the annotation of a GenBank genome assembly